GUGAUGGUGUAAAACCAACGUAAUACUAUGUUACGAAAAGCAGAAGGGUUGUAGGUGGAUACACAUAUAACCUGAGUAGUUAUUAAUAAUGUAAGGACCGUCUCUCGGGCGCUUGCGACAUCCACCAGGCCAACAUCUCGGGGUUGGUGAAGUCAGGUGGGGCCAGAAUUCAGUACCCUCGGGCGUAUGUGAACUUCCCAGGUGGUACCAGUGAGUUAUAUCCAUCAAGGAGUCCUCCAACUCUCGGCUUUGUGGGCACCAUCAAGGGCAGGAAUCAAAUGUGUGAAUAAUUUUGAAUUUUGAAUCCUCGGGUAUGGUUGGCGGGAAAGUUUUUACGGAAAUCUAGUACACCGACGCCUAGUUGUCGCGUCGUUUCCUCUUCCUGGAUCGGCAGGAGUGGGCCACCCGGCUGGUCAGGUCCUAGACAGAUGAGAAGCUCUGGAUGGAGGUCAUGAUGGUCACCGCCCAGAAGGAUGCAGAGGUAGCCCGGUUGGCGCCCGAGAAAAUGAAGGAGAAGCUGGUCGAACAGGCCGAAGCCUACCGGGGUCUCUUUGCCAAGCACGAGGGCUUGCUAAAGUCUGCCAAGGAGUCGAAUGAGCAGGCUAAGUGGAAGAUCGCUGAGUUGGCGGAGAAGGCCGGGCAGACGGGCCAGCUGGAGGAGGAGAAUGCCUAGCUAAGGGCUGAGCUGGAGAGGGAGCGCUCUGACCGGGUUGUUCACACCGUUGCUUGGGCUGCGGAGGAACCAGAGAAGUUUUUUUUGCUGCCCAGGCACUUCGUGACUGGGAGACUCUAGAUCGCGACCCAUUUAAAAAUAUUUUCAGAGUAAUGCGGAAGUACAAUAAUAAUCAAAUCAUGACACAUUUUAAAAUCUGAUGAUCAAACAUUUGCCUGCCAUCCUUGCAUCUCCUCUGACUCAAUGCCCUCCGGGAAUGGUUCCAUCAUUGUCUUCUUGUUACCUACGUGUAGUCAACGAAAAAUACAAACUACACGCUCAGCGAAACCGCUGAGUGGUACCACGCU
Cuscuta campestris is the source of this 1020-nucleotide messenger RNA. The record is from the annotation of a GenBank genome assembly. Lineage: Eukaryota; Viridiplantae; Streptophyta; Magnoliopsida; Solanales; Convolvulaceae.